AUGGCUGUGAAAAAUGGCUCUUUGGUUACGGAAUUCAUUCUCUUGGGGAUAACAGAAGACCCUGAUCUCCAAGUACCCCUCUUCUUCCUCUUUCUAUUAAUAUACAUGACAACCAUAUUAGGAAAUUUGACUUUGAUCAUUCUAAUUGUACUGAAUUCUCACCUUCACAGCCCCAUGUACUUUUUCCUUCUUAACCUGUCCCUCAUAGACCUCUGUUAUUCUUCAGUAAUUACACCAAAAAUGUUGAUGAAGUUCUUUCUGAAGAAGAAUUCUAUCUCUUACAUGGGUUGCAUGUCCCAGCUCUUCUUGUUUUGCUCUUUUGGCAUUACUGAAUGUUACAUGUUGACAGCAAUGGCCUAUGAUCGUUAUGUGGCUAUCUGUAAUCCACUCUUGUAUAACAUUUCUAUGUCUCCUAAGGUAUGCUUGUAUCUUAUGCUUGGCUCGUAUUUGAUGGGGCUUUCUGGUGCCAUGGUCCACACCGGUUGCAUGCUUCGGCUGACCUUUUGUGAUGGAAAUAUCAUCAAUCACUACUUCUGUGACAUUCGUCCUUUGUUACAGCUCUCCUGCACCAGCACCUACGUCAAUGAGAUAGGACUGUUCACUGUAGCAGGAAAAGACAUCAUUGUGCCCACAGUCAUCAUCUUUACCUCUUAUGGCUUUAUCAUCUCUAGCAUCCUUAAAAUAAGAUCCACUGAAGGCAGGUCCAAAGCCUUCAACACUUGCAGUUCCCACAUAAUUGCAGUUUCUCUGUUCUUUGGGUCAUGUGCAUUUAUGUAUCUUCAGCCCUCCUCAGCUGGGUCUAUGGAUGAGGGGAAAAUUUCGUCCAUCUUUUAUACUAUCGUGAUUCCCAUGAUGAAUCCCUUAAUCUAUAGCUUGAGGAACAAAGAUGUUAAAGUUUCCCUGAGAAAAACCCUGAGUAGGAGAAUUAUUAAUCAGAAUUCCAUUUAA
This is a messenger RNA of Cricetulus griseus (Chinese hamster), 948 nucleotides long. NCBI's taxonomy places the organism in Eukaryota, Metazoa, Chordata, Mammalia, Rodentia, Cricetidae. The record is from RefSeq and is a predicted model, not a curated record.